This is a messenger RNA of Brassica napus (rape), 1113 nucleotides long. Its product is annotated as putative expansin-B2. The coding region runs from base 35 to 859 and encodes 274 amino acids. Lineage: Eukaryota; Viridiplantae; Streptophyta; Magnoliopsida; Brassicales; Brassicaceae. Gene Ontology annotation, cellular component: extracellular region. Gene Ontology annotation, biological process: sexual reproduction. The transcript is spliced from 4 exons. The record is from RefSeq and is a predicted model, not a curated record.
CCAAGUUAUGACUAACUAGUUACUUAUUAUUACAAUGACAAUUCUUGUCUUAGAGCGAUGUCACAUUAUCAUGAACUUAUUCUUUGGUUUAACUUUUAUUCUAUUAAACUCUGCUCAUUGCUUUUACCCAAAAAGACUCAAUAUUUCUGCUGCAACGGGCGAUUCAGAUUGGUCUCUAGCUGGAGCUACGUGGUAUGGCAGCCCCACCGGCUACGGAAGCAACGGUGGAGCGUGUGGUUAUGAAAAUGCUGUGGCACAAGCUCCGUUUUCGUCCAUGGUAUCAGCCGGAGGUCCGUCGUUGUAUAAGUCGGGGAAAGGAUGUGGCGCAUGUUAUCAGAUAAAAUGCACUUCGAAACCAGCGUGUUCAACGAACCCGGUUACGGUAGUGAUUACAGAUGAAUGUAAAGGAUGCGUCACAGAAUCGGUCCAUUUCGAUUUGAGCGGUACAGCGUUUGGUGCACUGGCGAGUUCUGGUCAAGAUAGUCAGCUUCGAGAUGUCGGAGUUUUGCAGAUUCUUUAUAGAAAAGUUGAGUGCAACUAUAUUGGCGAAACGGUGACGUUUCACGUGGAAAAUGGUUCAAACCCUUACUCCUUCGCGGCUUUGAUUGAGUAUGAAGAUGGAGACGGGGAGAUCGGCCUGGUUGAACUCAAACAAGCUUUAGAUUCGGACACAUGGCUUCCGAUGAGCCAAUCAUGGGGUGCGGUGUGGAAGCUUGACGUGACGUCACCUUUACGGGCUCCACUGUCUCUCCGGUUGACUUAUCUAGACUCCGGCGAGACCGUUAUGGCUUCUGAUGUUAUUCCGGCCGGUUGGGAGCCCGGUGAAAAGUAUAAAUCGAACGUUAACUUUCAAGUCUAGCUAGAUUAAGUUUAGCUUACUCACGAGUCACGAGUCACGAAUCGAGUAAUAUCUAGUAGAAGUUAUCUUCGUUCGUUACAUGUUUGCUAACCUUAAAUAAUUAAGCAUGUAGCUAUAUGUUGGUUUUUAAAUAAUUAAUGUAUACGCCCCUAGGGUGAAAUAAAAAUUUAUGUUAAAUUUCAUAUGGUGAAUUGGUAUAACGAUAACCAGUCACUUGUAUGAUAACAUAAUCAAGUAAUUUGUUUGCUUCGAAA